Messenger RNA from Punctularia strigosozonata HHB-11173 SS5, 797 nucleotides. RefSeq lists its product as uncharacterized. The record is from RefSeq and is a predicted model, not a curated record. The coding region runs from base 68 to 697 and encodes 209 amino acids. Lineage: Eukaryota; Fungi; Basidiomycota; Agaricomycetes; Corticiales; Punctulariaceae. The transcript has 6 exons.
CGCUACAACCGUGCCCAUCUCGUUUCUCAUAUCCCCGCUUCGUUCAGUAUAGACGCUGCCCUCCCUCAUGUUCGCCCGCAUGCAUCACCUGUUCCUCUUCUUCACCGCUUGCCUUGCUCUCACGGCGAGAGCUGAGGAGAGACGCCAAGUCGCAUCCAUAUUCAGUUCCUUGACGUCUGAAGCGGGCUCAGUGGUCAGCGACGUGACGUCCGUUGCGGGCAGUGUCGGUAGUGAGGCCACCAGCCUUGGAGGCGAUCUGACUAGCGUCGCUGGAGGGGUGUUUACCACUGUCACGUCGAUUGGUGGCCAAGCGGCUACAAUUGUCACCAGUGCUGGGGGACAUGCCAUCACCCUCGCCUCGAGCGGAGCCGGGAAGCUCACCUCUUUUGCCGGGUCCGAAUACACGAUUGCAACGAGCGUGUUGGGACAAGUGGUAACCACAGUUACAUCAAUCGGCGGGGUAAUCGCCACCGUGGUCACCAGUGAGGGCGGCGAGGCCAUCACCCUCGCUACAAGUGGUGCGGGUAAAGCCACGUCAUUUGCCGGCUCCGAGUACACUGUCGCGACUGCCGCUAUCGGGUCGUCAACAUCCAGUGCUGCAAUGGCCGCUCUUGACUUAGGCAUAUCCGAGGCUCUCGUGACUGCUUUCGCUACCGUGUUGACGAGUAUGGUCGCCGGUGCGUGGAUCGUGCUGUAAACCUGCGUAAAGUAGUGAAAUAGGUACAUUCCCGAUCUAAUGUCAUUUGCAUUCCAAUACAUAUAUGAUCCCUCUAUUCAAGUUAUUCGCAAUCGUUUUC